UGGGUUUCAAUCCCCUCCCCGGCCCAUUCGCCAUCACUCCCCCGUCCCCUCCCCCGUGCUCGACGGCGCCGCCGGAGCUUUCUUCUGCCGCCGCGCCAUGUCCACCCCAGCUGCUCGAUCUCGCCCAUCGGAGGACGGACGCAUCUGGUCCUCCUCUUCUCCUCCCAGCGGCAGCGAGAUGGCGGCCGAGAGACUCACCGACGACCUCCUCGUGGAGAUCCUCUCGCGCGUGCCCGCCAAGUCGCUCUGCCGCUUCAAGUGCGUCUCCAAGCACUGGCUCGGCCUCACCAACGACCGCAACUACCGCCGGAAGCUCCCCCAGACCCUGACCGGCUUCUACCAGGGGAAUCAAUUGGUAGAUUCAGCUCUCCCCUUCACCAAUGUCUCGGGGAGCCGCCAUCUCACAUAUCCCGCCUUCCUGCCCAACCGCCGGCGGGUCAAGGUCAUAGACUGCUGCAACGGCCUCCUUCUCUGCUCCUCAUACGUUGCCGGCGACCAUGGCGACGAGUUCCGGUACCUUGUGUGCAAUCCCGCCACAGAGGAAUGGGCUGAGUUGCCGCAUUCCGGCUAUUCCGGCCUCGUGGCUGCUAGACGCUUGUGUUUUGAUCCAGCCGUGUCCCCUCAUUUCCAUGUGUUUUUGUUGCCGGUGGCGGAUAUGGACGACCAACAUGGCUACUGUCUUACCGGAGUGCAUGUCUAUUCAUCUGAAACCGGGAGUUGGGUUCAUAAGGAGAAGAGAUGGUGCGGCACUAUUGAUGUCGCUAAUGACCGGUCAACUGUUUAUCUUAAUGGUUAUCUGCAUUUCUGCGCCAUUGUUGAUGGUUCUGCCGGUCGUCUAGCUGCGGUGGACAAGGAGGGGGAAGCAAGGACUAACUUUCGUGUUCCUGACGGUCUGGAUGUUGGUUUUAUUCAGCUGUCACAGGGCUGCCUGCAUUAUGCUGGUUUUGACACAGAUGAUGAUAAUGUCGUUCGACUGCUAGUUUAUGUUCUUAAAGACUAUGACCGCAAAGAAUGGAUACUGAAGCAUAGCGUCGAAACUUCGCAUUUGCUUGGAGGGCGACACAUAGAAUACCUUGAUGAGGACUUCGAUUGGAUUGCAAUUCAUCCAGAAUGUGACAUGAUCUUGUUUGCUGUGGCCCAGGAGGAUAUCACAUUCAUGUGCUAUGAUAUGGAUAGUGGACAAGUUAAUGUGAUCUGCAAUCUUGAAGAUAGCCAGCAGGCAUAUUUUCCGUAUGUGCCACUAUAUGAAGAGUUGCAAUCGUUGCACAAGUGACGUCUUAUUCGUGCUAUGAUAUGGAUAAUGGACAAGUUAAAGUGAUCUGCUAUCUUGAAGAAGGCAAGCCGCCAUAUUUUCCAUAUGUGCCGCUAUAUGAAGAGCUAGAAUCGUUGCACAAGUGAUGUCUUAUUCAUGCUUGAAUUUGGUCCUGCUUUCUCUGAUGUAUGCAUGUUUUUAAGUUUGGAGCAAUGCUGGUUUUGUUCUGGGGGCAUUGCGGCUGAUUUCGCUCUUGGACUAGUUAUUCAAAGUUUCAAUGCACCUUCUGUUGUGUGUACUUGUUUUGUCUUGGUAUACCAAUGGUUCUGGACAACGGGAGAUUGUGAUA
This is a messenger RNA of Aegilops tauschii subsp. strangulata, 1601 nucleotides long. Its product is annotated as F-box protein At2g23160-like. Gene Ontology annotation, molecular function: protein binding. The record is from RefSeq and is a predicted model, not a curated record. Lineage: Eukaryota; Viridiplantae; Streptophyta; Magnoliopsida; Poales; Poaceae.